AUGGCCACAUCCCCAGAGGACGCAUCCCUCUGUUUCGCCGAGCGGCUGCGAGGCGACGUUUCUGGGAAUGGGAUCCUUCUCAACUGCUUCGGAGGCUCUACUUCAACAUCUAGGAAGCAACCUUCCACUUCAGUGGAAUAUCUCUGCCAGCGCUUUUCUCUCGCCCAGCUUCGAAAAUCCACCAAUGACUUCAGCGAAAGCCACUUUCUGCGCCAAGGCCAGCAUGGUCCGGUGUACAGGGGCUCCAUCUCCAUCAACGGCCAACUGAAAGAUAUUACAGUGAAGCGUCUGGGAGCCGGUUCCUCAAAAGGUCUCGCUCUGUACAAGAACGACGUCCUGUUUAUGAGCCAGCUCCACCACCCGAAUCUGCAGCCUCUGGUUGGAUUCUGCGACGAUAAAAAUGAAAUGAUUGUGGUGUAUGAGCAUGCCCCAAAAACGGAUCACUCCGGGAUCUACUUGGGAGCAAGCCGCCCACGUUAUGGUGGAAGAAGAGGCUGGAAAUCAGCAUUGGAGUGGCGCGUGGACUGCACUACCUUCACUCUGGAACUAAACGCAUCAUCAUUCAUCGCCAUAUAA
Neltuma alba is the source of this 576-nucleotide messenger RNA. Its product is annotated as probable receptor-like protein kinase At5g38990. NCBI's taxonomy places the organism in Eukaryota, Viridiplantae, Streptophyta, Magnoliopsida, Fabales, Fabaceae. The transcript has 2 exons. Gene Ontology annotation, biological process: protein phosphorylation. Gene Ontology annotation, molecular function: protein kinase activity. The coding region runs from base 1 to 576 and encodes 191 amino acids. The record is from RefSeq and is a predicted model, not a curated record.